Molecule: messenger RNA, 636 nt
Organism: Coregonus sp. 'balchen'
Lineage: Eukaryota; Metazoa; Chordata; Actinopteri; Salmoniformes; Salmonidae
Source: the annotation of a GenBank genome assembly
AUGCUCUUCCACUGGCUUCUGAUGGCUGCCUCGACCAGGGACCAAGAUCCCUCCUGGAAGCGGUAUUGGCCACCCCCUCUUCUGGAGACCCUCAGCCUGGAGGAGUCCCAGCCUGGCUGUGAGGCUCUGGAGGACGGGGACGGUGUCCUUCGCUUCUGUGGGAGCACCAAGACCCUAAAUCUGGAUCCCAGUCUUUCUGUGGAUGACGCCCCACCAAUGCCUUCAAGCACUGCCGCUGACUCACCCCAGGAUGGGACAGCUCUACCUGGGCAAGCAGGGAGCAGAAGUAGCCCCCGGCGUGGUGUAAGUGCAGGUAAAUGCACCAUCAGGCGCUGCCGAAGCUCCUCAAGCCGCCGAAGCCACUCACGUCGCCGCACCUCCCCACAAGGGAGAGGGAGAAAGAAAAAGAGGGGAAGGCGGACAUCCGGCAAGAGACGAAGCCAGAAGAGAUCCUCUCAGAACUCUGGGCCGAGCACAGAGCAGGGAGGCGAAGCGAGCGCCAAGCAGGGGAACGGACAGGGCUCUGAGGAGACUGACACUCCUCCUCAAAACAAGAGGAGGAAGUCGUCAUCAGAGGGAAAAAAGAAAAGGAAACGGUUAUCAGGUGUGGCCUAUGACCUUUCAAGACCUCCAUGA